CUACUAUAAUUUUUCUACGUUGCAGAUUAAAAAUGAAUAUCUUGAAUUGCAAGUUUAUCAAAUUUGUAAAAUAUACCAUUGAACCAUCAAGUUCUAUUAUUAGAACUAUAGAAACUUUGACAACAGAAAUCGAGGAGCAAGAGUGGUCGCAGUGUCGUCCUUAUGCCGAAAUUCCUGGUCCCAAACCAAUUCCCUUCUUGGGUAACACGUGGCGAUUUAUACCAUAUAUAGGUAACUUCGAGAUCCAGGCGGUAGAUCAAGUGUCGAAGAAAUUAUAUAAAGAGUAUGGAGAUAUUGUGAAAAUAGAAGGUCUGUUAGGUAGACCGGAUAUGGUUUUCAUCUACGAUGCAAACGAAAUCGAGCGUAUCUUUCGGCAAGAAGAGAGGAUGCCAUAUAGACCUUCGAUGCCGUCGUUAAAUUAUUACAAACACGUGCUUAGAAAGGAGUUCUUCAAAAAUAAUGCCGGCGUAAUCGCUGUACAUGGUGAGAGCUGGUACAAUUUCCGGAGCAAGGUGCAACAAGUAAUGUUACAACCACGAACAGCAAGAAUGUACAUUAGCGCUAUCGAGGAAGCGAGUCUAGCAUUUCUUCGCAGAAUUAGAAGAAUACGGGAUGAAGAUGACGAGGUGCCUGAUGAUUUUCUAAAUGAAAUACAUAAAUGGUCACUAGAAUCUAUUGCUCGUGUUGCAUUGGACGUUCGAUUGGGUUGUUUGGAUGAUGAUGCUAAUGUCAAAACUCAGCAAUUAAUUGACGCAGUUACAAUAUUCUUUAAGAAUGUCGGAGUCUUAGAAUUAAAGAUUCCAUUCUGGAAAUUAUUCAAUACACCUACGUGGCUGCAAUAUGUGAACGCUCUCGACACCAUAGUAAAUAUAACGUCUAAAUACACGGCGGCUGCUCUUUCAAGGAUAAAAGAAGUAGAGAAAUCUGAUAAGGAACAGUCUCUUCUGCAAAGAAUCUUGGCUCUUGAAAAUGAUACUAAAUUGGCUACUAUCCUUUCUCUUGAUUUAUUUUUAGUUGGCAUUGAUACAACUUCCAGUGCGGUAGCAUCAACUUUGUAUCAAUUAGCUUUGCACACUGACAAGCAAAAUCUCGCUUAUGAGGAAGUCUGUAGCGUGCUACCAGAUAAAGAUAUGCAGCUUGAAGGGACGCAUUUGGAUAAAUUGAAAUAUUUAAAGGCGUGCAUUAAGGAAACUCUUAGGAUGUAUCCAGUGGUUAUUGGUAAUGGACGAUGUAUGACUAAGGACACAAUAAUCAAGGGAUAUCGUGUACCAAAAGGCGUACAAGUAGUUUUCCAACAUUACGUAAUAAGUAAUCUUGAGAAGUACUUUCCACGCAGCGAGGAAUUCCUUCCAGAGAGAUGGUUGCAAAGUGACGGUGUGUACCACAAAUUCGCAUCGCUUCCUUUCGGUUAUGGAAGGAGAAUGUGUCUCGGUCGACGUUUCGCCGAACUUGAGAUGCUCGUUGUUAUUAGUAAGAUUUUGCAACGUUACAAGAUAGAGUAUCAUCACGAGAAAUUAGAGUAUUACAUCAAUCCUAUGUACACGCCUAAAGGAUCCUUAAAUUUAAAAUUUAUUGACAGAUAAUAAUUUUUAAAUGUAUGUACAAACGAUAUGUUUUUCCUUUAUUUUUUAUUGCCUUUAUUGCUAUAAAAUCAAAAGGAUACUGUUUUAUAUGAUCACUAUCUUUGAAGUACUUUGAAUUUGAGUUCACCGUCGGGAGCGUACAUAAAUGUAA
This is a messenger RNA of Bombus impatiens (common eastern bumble bee), 1734 nucleotides long. RefSeq names its product probable cytochrome P450 301a1, mitochondrial. Bases 33 to 1583 code for a protein of 516 amino acids. Lineage: Eukaryota; Metazoa; Arthropoda; Insecta; Hymenoptera; Apidae. Gene Ontology annotation, molecular function: heme binding; iron ion binding; monooxygenase activity. The transcript has 10 exons. The record is from RefSeq and is a predicted model, not a curated record.